AUGGGGCUCGAUUUCCAAGCAACUCCAUGUGGGGGAGAGUUCAUCGUGAGCACGCCACGUUGUACCAUCAUCGACCAGCAAAAACCUUCAAGAUGCUUCCUUCCCGUAGUAGUUUUCCUCACUGGCUGCUGUUUCGUGGCAACUGUCCACGCUGCUUGUAAUAAGGGCCCUUUCGACGCCAAGAAAAGCAUUAUUGGACCCGGCACAGGAAAGUACUAUCUGGUGAGAUCGACAUACGAACAAAAUAUAUCCUGUUUGUAUGUGGUUCCUCCUCCGGAAGGGACAACGUUCCCCACAGAAUAUUCGUUCGGGUACAAGGAAGGCAAGACAUGGGUACAGAAAAAGGGGACAGUAAAUGGCGAGGGCCCAAAUAUUAUUGACAGUGAUGCAGGUUUUGGGGUUACUAAUACCACAUUGGUUUACUCCGACUACAACGAGUGCGACGUUGGACUUUUCCACGGAGAGAAAGUUGGGGGACCAUAUGUUGAACUCUGGAAGCACAGCGAUGCCAAAAAGGGAAGCGAGAGUCUUAAGUGCUGUCAGAAGUAUUUCAGGAAGGAACUUGAGAAACAGGGGAAAUCAAAAGAAGAUUUUAAGAAGGUCGACAAACAUUGCAAAUACCCUGCGUAGGAUUCAAGCAAGACCUUCAUGUACGGACAUGCCAAAUAAAGGUUCCUGUAUUUUAGCGUC
Messenger RNA from Ornithodoros turicata, 690 nucleotides. RefSeq lists its product as uncharacterized. NCBI's taxonomy places the organism in Eukaryota, Metazoa, Arthropoda, Arachnida, Ixodida, Argasidae. The record is from RefSeq and is a predicted model, not a curated record. The coding region runs from base 1 to 630 and encodes 209 amino acids. The transcript is spliced from 6 exons.